This is a messenger RNA of Pichia membranifaciens NRRL Y-2026, 2346 nucleotides long. RefSeq lists its product as hypothetical. Bases 1 to 2346 code for a protein of 781 amino acids. Gene Ontology annotation, molecular function: protein homodimerization activity; double-stranded telomeric DNA binding. The transcript has a single exon. The record is from RefSeq and is a predicted model, not a curated record. Gene Ontology annotation, biological process: telomere maintenance via telomere lengthening. NCBI's taxonomy places the organism in Eukaryota, Fungi, Ascomycota, Pichiomycetes, Pichiales, Pichiaceae.
AUGGCAGAGAAGGAUGGUCCGAACAGCUUUCUCCCGGGAGAUACGAAGGGUAAAGGUUCCGAGGCGAUUGCAAGUGAUGAGCAAAACAACGGAAAUGAAGAAGGUCUGCGGAAACUUGCUGGUCACAAAGACACAGCUAAUCUAGAGUCAAAUCUGGAAAAGGAGCUGCAUGAAAUUGAAACCGAUUUCUCGACGCUUUCCAACAACUUUAAGAGAAGAAGACUCAGCAAGAACGAGAUGGAUUUUCUUGAGACGGAGCUGAACCUGGACAUCAACUCAAUUGCAGAUGCAGACUUUGACAUUCACCUACAGAAGCUGAUGGCCGACAACUUGACUCACACGGAUGAAGUAGAUAAGAAAUCGGGUGGAUUGGAGGCGGUUGUCGGAGACAAAGGAAAGCAGACCGUGGAAGAGCCAGAAACUGCGAGUAAUGAGACUGUUGGAACGCCGCAAACCGAAGCACACACUAGCAGUGAACAGAGUGGUGUCAAAAAGCACGAAGACGCAAAUGGCGCAAAUCCAGAUCUUGGAAAGCAUAGUAAAAGAAGCAAUGCUAUCACAUCUACUACCACUGAUACCUACAAAGGCGUUUCUAUCCCAGCCAACAGUGAGUUACUAAAGUCCAGUGAAACGCAAUCGGUCUUGCAGGCAUACCGGGAUUUGAUGCAGGAUCCUAGCAGAACCAGCAUGAAAGAGGUUAACCACGUGAAUGCGCAGCUUUCGGCAUUGCCACUGCUUCUAACUGCUCCGGACCAUUUGUCCUUCAAUGUGCAGAUGCUAAUAAACACCCUCCCGGUGCUAGACAACCUAGCUACUCAAAUUCUCAGAAUAAUAGCGAAAGGGCCAUACCAGAAGAUUAUGGAAUUGGUGUCCAAUAGAGAAUCUUACACGGGUAUAGCGUUUGGCAACCUGGUCGAGCUUUUUGAGACCACGAAGAGAAUAUACAAUUCUGAAGAGAGUCCGUUUUUCACGGUGGAGAACAUCACGUUCGGAUUGUGGAAAUAUGGCCAGCAAGCUCCACUGUUUCUCAAGGGCAGAGAAGAUACAAUUGAAGGAACGCUUAGAAAAGUCAACUUGUCCACUUUCCUACUUGCUACAUUAGGCUUGAUCGACCUUGGUUUCUUCUUUUUAAACGAAGCAUUUUUGGACGUCUUUUGCCCGCCGCAAAAUCUUGAGCCAUCAGAAUCUCUCAGCCUUCUGAGAGACAAGUCGUUGCUAGAUGUUCUGCAAAAAGAAAACAGAUCAGUGAAAGCGCAAAGAAAUCAAACGAAAUUUCUGAAAGCACAAGCUAUUUUGUACCUAGAAUUGAAAACGCAGGCAUACAUCUCAGCCAUUGAACUUGGAGAUAGGUCCAAGGAAGAUAUUAUCCACGAUUUGUUCCCAGAAAAUAUGGAUGAGAUUCUUUUGCGCAGAAAAGAUCCUUUCUAUGAAGCUGCCGGAAUAAAGCUAGAGAGGAACUCUGCUUUGUUCACACCAGCAGAGCUAGACUUUUUGAGCCGAUGCGACUUCAGAAAACAGACGCUCCUCAACUCAGAGGCAGAUAGCUCUCUCAUGGAAAAGUAUGAGUGGAUAAAAUUCCUAAAUGACCUACUCGAAUACGUUUCCAAAAACGUUGGAUUUUUAAUUUGGGGUCCAAAGGGAAAAUUAUCUUCUGAACUCAAUAGACUGAAUACCUUGAUUUCUGCAGAGGCAACCCUGGACAAGGCAAACCAGGCCUCGGCAGACUCUUAUGCAAGUCCGAGCGAAGAAGAAGGUAAUAGCGAAGAUGCUAAGAAACGGAAGAGCGAGGAUUCUCAUGAGCAAAGAGGGUCAGACAUUAAUAACGAUAGCUUGACAGACACUUCAUCCAAGAGUAAAGCCGCCAAACGGCCGAGAGCUAACAGACCUUCGACUUUCCGAAGGAUCUGGACUGCUGAGGAAGAGGAGACGUUGAAGAAAGGAUUGAUGCAAAAGGGAACGCAUUGGACAGCAAUUUUGGAAUUGUAUGGGCCUGGUGGUACAAUAAAUGAAAACUUAAAAAAUCGAAGCUCUUUACAAUUGAAAGAUAAGGCCAGAAAUUGGAAAAUUUAUUACACGAAAAAUAAACUUCCGAUUCCAAGCUAUCUACAAAAAGCCAUAGGCGAUAGCGACAAGUACAAAAAGCCUGCUGCCGGAGCAGACCCCUUGAAAAGGCCCGGAACCGGUUUUAGGCCGACUGAAUUUGUCUCCACGGAACCUAAUGAGUACAACGAGAUGUUCAGUGGACUGCUUCCUGACGCCAAAGGCGACGACAAGAUGGGUAACGGGACGCACGAAGAAGUUGUAACCUCCGAGCUUAAAGAUCUUGUUGCAGAAGCAUUCAAGUAG